AUGAAGUUCACCACAACCCUCACCCUCCUCCUCACCUCCCUCGCCAACCUCGGAGCCAUGGCCGCUCCUGCCGCCGAACCCGCCGCCGCCGCCGGUGAUGUCGCCGCCCUUCUUCUUGAAGAGCGGGCCGGAAAGUGCCCUCAGUUCUGCAGUUGCAGCAAGGGCAAGUGCUAUUGCCAGUAUUGCUAUGGACCUACUUGCAAUCAGUGGGUUGAUGGGACUUGCUAG
Molecule: messenger RNA, 228 nt
Organism: Sordaria macrospora k-hell
Lineage: Eukaryota; Fungi; Ascomycota; Sordariomycetes; Sordariales; Sordariaceae
Source: RefSeq, a predicted model, not a curated record